Molecule: messenger RNA, 2013 nt
Organism: Dendronephthya gigantea
Lineage: Eukaryota; Metazoa; Cnidaria; Anthozoa; Malacalcyonacea; Nephtheidae
Product: actin-histidine N-methyltransferase-like
Exons: 17
Coding region: 407-1858 (483 amino acids)
Biological process (GO): peptidyl-lysine trimethylation; actin modification; peptidyl-lysine dimethylation
Molecular function (GO): transcription coactivator activity; protein-L-histidine N-tele-methyltransferase activity; histone H3K4 methyltransferase activity
Source: RefSeq, a predicted model, not a curated record
CAAAAUUCUGGUAAAGUAAAUAUCUCUUUUCUGGGUAGAAAGAAAAUUGAAAAAGAAAAUUGAAAAGAGUGAAGGGGGCAUCCGGGAUUGAACCGGAGACCUCUCGAUCUGCAGUCGAAUGCUCUACCACUGAGCUAUACCCCCUCGGAUGAAGAGCUAUCGAUAUUUAAAUUUUAUAUAUUUAGCUCUGCUAGUUCGCUAUCAAUCUUGAGAUUCGAUUUAUCUAAUGAUUGUCAGAUUAUAUCAUAUAUAUCACCUGAUUUACAGAUUUGACGGAUUUAUCAUGUUUGUUAUUUUUAAUUUUUAGUUUUUUGAUGAGAAAGUUUUUUACAUUUUAUACUCAGUCAAUGGCUUUGUUAUCGUCUUGAAAAUAAAUUUAAGCAAUAAGAAAUAUUAAAGUACAAAGAUGGGAAAGAAAAACAGAACUAAUAAAGACGGCAGAGCCCAGAAGAGCAAACCAGAAGAAGAUGCAACUGUUUCCUUACUUCUUGAAAAAGCAAGCUCACUUCCAGCUGCAAAUGCUAAAGAGCAAUGGGAUGAACAUGUUGCAAUCAGAGAAUUAGUUGACAAAAUCCAGAAAAUGCAGGUUCAGUCAGAAAAAGAAGAGGUACCAACCCGAAGUACUUUCCUUCCUAAAUUCUCUGAAUGGCUGAAGGAAAAUAAGGCUGAUUCUGAAAAUGUGGAGGUGUACUCAAGUUCUGAGGUUGAUUGUGGUGUCCGAGCUGUGACCUCGCUUCAGGCAGGAGAGAAAAUAUUAAAUAUCCCACGAAAGUUGAUCCUAACUUCAGAACAUUCAACUUCCACAUUUUUAGGAUCUAUUAUUGAGACAGAUAAACUAUUACAAGUAAUGCCAAAUGUAGUACUUGCUUUGAAAUUACUGAACGAGUGUCACAAGGAAGACUCAUUUUGGAAACCCUAUAUUGAUAUUCUCCCGCUAAAGUUUAGCAUUCCUCUGUUUUUCACACAAGAAGAAGUUAGUGUAUUGAAAGGAUCACAGGUUUUAGGCAAUGUUCUUAACCUGUACAAAAGCAUUGCUCGUCAAUAUGCGUACUUGUAUCAACUUUUCAAGAAAAUACCGACAAAUAAUAAAUUAAGUUUUAUGAAGUCAUUCACGUACAAUCAAUACAGGUGGGCAGUUUCUAUUGUGAUGACAAGACAAAAUCAAAUACCAUGUUCUAGUGGCAAAGGAUUACAUUUGGCUUUGAUACCUUUUCUUGAUAUGUGUAAUCAUUGUGAAGGACACUUCACGACGGACUACGAUCUUAGUACGGAUUCCUGCGUUUGUUAUGCCUUGGAUUCAUAUGUGUCAGGUGAUCAGGUCUUCAUAUUUUACGGUCCAAGAUCAAACUCCGAUUUCUUCGUACAUUCAGGAUUCUAUUACACAGACAAUAAACAUGAUCUGCUUCACAUCAAACUUGGAAUUAGCUCAAGUGAUUCCCUACAUAUGUUGAAGACACAACUUUUGUCUAAGAUCGGUGUGAAUAUGAAAAAUCUUGCUGUUACGAAAGAAGAAAUUCCACUAACAAAAGAUCUGUUAGCAUUUCUAAGAAUAUUCUGCGUCACUGAGGACGAGGGAAAGCAGUUAUCAGAAAAAACAGCUGAAGAAUUGCAAACAAUACUCUUUGAUCAUUCUGUAAAAGUUAGCAAAGAAAAUGAAGAAAAACUUUGUAGUUUUUUGGAGACAAGAUGUUCAUUAUUGCUUCGUCAGUAUCCCACGACGAAGGAGCAAGAUGACGAAGUUUUGGACUCCAAUGAUCUGAGCGAAAACACUCGUCUCGCAAUCACGCUACGAAGAAAUGAGAAAACAUUAUUAUUAAACGCUCUUUCGUUCUGUAAAGAAACGAAAGAACAGUUGUAGGUCAGGUCAGCAGUUAUUAAUAAGAGAAAUAAACUCAUCAUUAACUAUUAUAGUCUUACCUUUAUUUGCGCGUAGUCUCUCCUUUAUUUCCGAAUUGCACUAUUUUAAGUUUUCUUGUUGCCAAAAAUAUGUCCUUUUUUAAAACGCUGCCGGCA